Cylindrotheca closterium is the source of this 1632-nucleotide messenger RNA. The record is from the annotation of a GenBank genome assembly. NCBI's taxonomy places the organism in Eukaryota, Bacillariophyta, Bacillariophyceae, Bacillariales, Bacillariaceae.
AUGCAAGACAAUAAUGAUGAAGAUCACGAGGAUGAUGAUGAAGUCGUCGUCGGUUUACCAGACGAUUUGUCACAGCCAUCGAAAGCUCGAACCAUGUUCUUGAUGCGUCUCAAUAUAGCGGCAUAUCCCCUCUGUGUUGAGAAGCUUCAGCAUGGUCAUCAUUGUUCGUAUUCCGAGGAUACGCUGAAGAAGGUCCUGGAACAUGGCCAAUCGCUUUAUGGAUCCAACGUUACAACGUUUGAAGAAGAACUGCAAGCGGUGAAAGACUUUGAAUCUCAUAAUUGGGUAUUGUUGAAGCAGCUACAGGAGCAAAAGCAGCUUUCGUUCCGAAGUCGUUCGAUACCAGAAGAAACUGCUGAAUUUGAUAUUGGCGUUUCUGCAGUGGAAUGGGAAAUAAGGAAUGCGACUACCAUUUUGGUCUUUCGAGGAACCUUUACUCGCUGGGAUUAUGCCAAUAUUGAGCAUUGGAUGAUGGAUUAUGCAUUGGAAAAGUCCACUGCUCGUAUGAAAGAGGCAUGGGUCAACGAUGCCGGUUUGGAAUGGACGAAGGAGAUGCAAGAUCGGUCGGAGAACCAUGACGACACAUGGGAAAAAGUGGCACUGCGUGCCCACCAGCUUUUGAAUGAGGAGAAGUUUCCAGAAGAACUGGAGAAAAUCUUGGCUUCAAAUGCGUCUUUAGAAGAAAGCUUGGGCGGCGAUGAUGGCAAUGGCCACGCUGGAUUGACGUUAGAAGAUGCCAGAGGAACUGGAUACUGGAAGCUCACCAAACACAUCGUCGAUCAAGUCUAUGCCGAGACGCUGGCUAGGAAUCAAUCGUUGAUUCUGACAGGUCAUAGUCAAGGUGCCACUCGCGCCCAAUUGGCGAGUAUGUAUCUUCAGAAAGAGUAUGGAGUUCAGAUUCCAACUGUCUCCUUUGCGGCGACUGGAGCGGCUUGCAUGGCACGAUUGUUGUUUGAUACUUCAGCCAACUUACUACAAGAUGUUGAUCCCUAUUCUGGACAUGAUCAAAUCGUCGAAUACGUCCAUCCAUUGGAUGUUUGGGGAAACUCGAUGCUUGGCGAAGAUGGGACAAGGACCUGUUUCAUUUCUAGCAAAACAACCAUGGAAAUGAUUCCUAUAGCAAAUGAAACAACCGCAACAGACCCGGCGCAAGAGUAUUGUUCACAAGUCUAUGGUUGGCCAGGUCCGAUUCUUUUAGCGAACGAACACAGUCCAAUACUCGUGGAUGAAGAGUUGAAGCGGAACUUUCAACGAUGUCGAUACUUUACCCAUAACACUGUCGCAAUAUUCUCGGCGCUGUCGUACUCGCUGCGGGAGAAUGGAGCGACCGCCAUUCGAAAUACUACUGCAACUAAGACAGUAGGAGGUUGUGCCGAUGCCAAGCUCAUUCCAAAAGCCGAUCCUGAUGGAAUUUGUCCAACAGGUCACAUGACUAGUCAAGAAGAAGAAGCCUUUGGUCUACUGCUGGCAAUAGUCCUUGUGACUACCUUUUUAUCUUUUGCGCUCUGCUACAAAUGUUGGAUUCGAAACCGGCAGAUUAGAGGAUAUCAAGCAUCUUUCAAUGCUGACGAAAGCUUUGAUCGUGCGGAAUCACGGGACACUGCCAGUAUCGAGUUACCCGCGCUUACCUAG